AUGGGAAAGACAACUCUCUUGCAGCAUGUUUAUGAAGAUGAAGUCACAAAGGAAUUUGAUCUUAAAAUUUGGGUUUGUGUUUCCAACAACUUUGAUGCUAAAAAAGUCAUUGCAGAUAUGUUGGAAUGUCUUAAGAAGGAGAGGCCUCGUUUGGAUACACUUGUGGCACUUCAAGGGGGUCUCAAGGAGGAGCUGAUGUCCAAAAAGUUCUUACUUGUGCUGGAUGAUAUUUGGGUGAAGGAUGAGGAGAAGGAUAAAAGCAAAUGGGAAGAUGUGCUCGCCCCUCUAGCUUCUGGGAGUUUUGGUAGUAAGAUUCUGGUAUCAACUCGAACGGACUCGGUUGCACUGAUGUUUGCAGAGGUAAUUCAAAAGGAGGUGGAAAAAGUUAAAUUAGAGGGCCUAGAUGAAGAUGAGUGUUUGCAGCUCCUCAACUCUCAUGCAUUUGCUGGUGUAGAGAAUCCCCCUGAUGAUAUAAGAGCCAUUGCUGGAAAGAUAGUUAAAAAGCUUUUAGGAUCUCCAUUGGCUGCUAAAGUCAUUGGUGGUGUUCUGAAGAACAACUUGGAUGAAAGGCAUUGGAGGACGGUUCUAGAAAGCAAUUUAUUGGAUCAGAAUUCCAUCAAUUCCAUCCUAAGACUGAGCUAUAUAGUUCUGCCAAAUCAUCUACAAAAUUGUUUUGCAUUUUGUUCUAUGUUCCCAGAAGAUCAUGAGUUUGAUAAAGAUGAUUUAGUCCGAAUGUGGAUUGCAUUGGGUUUCAUUCAGCCGUCUCAAGGAACGAUUAUGGAGGAUAUCGGAGGAAGGUAUUUUGAUGUUUUAGUCAAAAAAAAUUUAUUUGACAAGGUCAAAUAUGGGCGCUACAAGAUGCAUGAUUUAAUACAUGAGUCAGCAUCUAAAUUUUUUGCACAUAAAUGCGGUAAACUUGUGGGUGAUGAAGAGUCAUCUCUCAAUCAGAUUUUUGAGACUAUUCGACACUUAUCUGUUCAAACUACAAAUCUAGACAUCUUAAGAAAGAUUGAGAAGUUUAAACAUUUGCGGUCUCUUUUCUUGUUCUAUGAAGAUUCUAAUCAGGAUCUUGGCAGUGCACUUACUAAAAUAUUCGAAGCAUCAAGAUGCCUGCGCUUAUUAUACAUACGUGCUUAUCAUGCAUUGGAAAUGAUACCGGAGGAGAUUAGAUAUUUAAAACAUCUUCGAUAUUUGAAGACAAGAGUUGAAUCAUUUUAUGCCACUAGGCUUCCAAGUUCUCUAAGUAAUCUCUAUCACUUGCUAUACAUAAUCUAUGAUCACAAAUUGAUUCUAACUUGUGGUGAAACUGAUGUUUUUUUACCAAGUGAUAUUAAUAACCUUUUUAACUUGCGUUAUCUGGAAUUGCCCGGGAAUUUCAAUUUUGUGAUAUGUGGGAUUGGGAAGCUAAAGUCUCUUCAAAAAUUGAAUAAGUUUGUACUUAGAGAUGAGAGUGGUUAUAGAAUUGGGGAGCUAGAGAAUAUGAAUGAUCUUUGCAAUUUAGGAAUCUAUUGCCUUGAAAAGAUUAAGGAUGCUGAGGAGGCUUGUAGUGCCAAAUUAUGUGAAAAGAGGAGGCUCACAAAUUUAACCUUAUGUUGGAGUACCAUUGAUUCCGGGAACAUUGAUUUAGAUGAGAACGUGCUCGACAACCUUCAGCCACCAAAAUGUCUUAGGAAUUUGAGGAUAGAGAAGUACAGGGGUGCAAGGUCUGCAAAAUGGAUGAACAAUGUCAAUUCGAUCUUCAAUCUAGAGACAAUCCGAGUGGACGAUUGUUUGGAGUGGGAAACUCUUCCUCCUUUCGGGCAACUUCGCUUCCUCAAGUCACUGAAACUUUAUAACAUGCCGAAAGUAAAAUGGCUCGAAAGUAAAUUUAAUGGGAAUGAUAAAUACCGAGCCUUUCCAUUGCUAGAGGUUUUACAUAUUACAAGAUUAGAAGCAUUAGAGGAUUGGUUUGAGGCAGGAGUAGCUGCUGAAGACGGAUGUUUGUUUCCUUGCUUAACUGAUCUAUAUCUGUAUAACUGCCCGAAGUUGAAAGAGUUGCCCUCUUUGCCUUCUGAGCUCAAGACCUUGAAGAUACUUAGAACUGGGUGGACGACUUUGAAUUUUCGUAGCAAUUCAAAUCCUAUUCCCCUUCAAUUAUUAGACGUCUUUCAGUGUCCAAACAUUACAUCUCUUCAUCUGGCUGAUGAAAUAGCAAGACUUGCAGCACUAAGAUACUUGACAAUUAGAGAUUGCCCCAAUCUGAUCUCUCUCGGAGAAAUGCAAACCAGUAAUAAUUGCCAUCUCAUGCUGAGCGAUCUUGAAAUAAGUGAUCCAUCGGUGUUGCUAAUGGAGCCAUUGAGAAGUAUCGCCUCCUUAAAAAAGCUGAGUAUUUGGGAUAAUGAUAAGCUGGUUUCAUUUCCAAAUGAGGCGGAGCAGUGGUUUCUCAAUGUUAGGUCUUCUCUUUCUAUGCUGCGCCUCCAACAUCUCAAAUCCUUAGAGUCUCUCCCUUCCUCCUUGGAAAGCUUAUCUUCACUUCAGAGCCUACAUAUUUAUGAUGUUCCUAUGCUUCGGGAAUUACCGAACCUUCCUCCCUCUUUGAAUCAUCUAUAUACUUGGAAAUGUCAUCCAGAGUUUAAGGAGCGCUAUCGAGUGGAUGGAGGCUCCGAUAGGCACAAGAUUGCUCACAUUCCUCAUAUCUCUAUUUAA
Dendrobium catenatum is the source of this 2685-nucleotide messenger RNA. Its product is annotated as putative disease resistance protein RGA4. Gene Ontology annotation, molecular function: ADP binding. NCBI's taxonomy places the organism in Eukaryota, Viridiplantae, Streptophyta, Magnoliopsida, Asparagales, Orchidaceae. The record is from RefSeq and is a predicted model, not a curated record. Gene Ontology annotation, biological process: defense response to other organism. The coding region runs from base 1 to 2685 and encodes 894 amino acids. The transcript has a single exon.